Molecule: messenger RNA, 3591 nt
Organism: Crotalus tigris (Tiger rattlesnake)
Lineage: Eukaryota; Metazoa; Chordata; Lepidosauria; Squamata; Viperidae
Gene: PERM1
Product: PPARGC1 and ESRR induced regulator, muscle 1
Exons: 4
Coding region: 170-2158 (662 amino acids)
Biological process (GO): regulation of DNA-templated transcription; response to muscle activity
Cellular component (GO): nucleus; cytoplasm
Source: RefSeq, a predicted model, not a curated record
GAGAGAGAGAGAGAGAACUAUUUUGGGCCUGCAAAGCUGGCUUCUUCCGGGCAGCCACUGCCCCUGUUCCCAGUGUGAAGGGCACCGGGAACUACAUCAUGCCACACCGGGGGAGGCUUAACGGGCACUCGCCAGCAUGGCCCCAUCCCCAGCAUAAGCUGUUCACAAGAUGGAAAAUUUUGAAUACAGCAUCCAGCUGAACGACCGGGAUUGGGCUGAAUUUUACUUCGUCUCGGAGGAAUGCCGUUUGAUCUCCCCAGCCUUGGCCACUGCUGAAGACCAGCUCCUGAGUGAUCUUGAGGAAGGGGAGGCUGAAGAAAAGAGGGGCCCAGCCCACCCAAAAAACAGCUGCUUCUCCCCUGGCAUCCCAAGUGGGCACCUGCUUGCAGAAGAUGCUUUGUCUGGCAGCGAAGAUGAAACCGACGUAGGGUCCGUUGGCAGGUUUCUUUGCAGGAAUCAGCAAGUCUUUCUGCCUCCCCAGUCCUCCCCAAGUCCCUACCCCAGCCUGACUUUGAACCCUGGACCUGCCACCAGCUCUGUCCCUCUCUCUGUGGCUGAAGAACAAGGCGUAGGAAUAGUAGGCUGGCCCAUGGAUCCUGAAACGAAGACGGAAGCCCACAUCACCCAAGAAAGGGAUUUACAGGAGCCACUUCCAAGGCCAGAGACAAGAGAAAAAUCUUUGGUUCUGCCCCUCGGUCCGAGUCCUGUUCAAGAGACAUUGGAGAGCCAACCCAGAGCAGUUGACUUGAAGUUGCACUAUGCCGAAGACUAUACUUCCCCGACUGCUUCUGGGGGCUGCAGGUUUCCAGGAUCAGCGAGCAACUCCUCCAUUUGUGGAAAAGCUGACUUUCCCAAGCUGAGAGAUGCAGCUCUGGAGGCCAGUGGCCUCAGGGUUUCUUCUGUUCUUUCUCCAACAUCUGGAGAAGCUGAGACUCCAGAGACGGAAGUCAAGUGCCUCCAGGUUGUCUCGAGGACCCCGUUCCAGGAAACGCGUUCCCCUUCUGAAGAACCUUCGGUCCAGGUGACUUCACGGUUGGUCCACAGUAGGGCAAGUGCUUCUGGAAAGAAAGAAGAGGAUGUCCUCAAAACAGAGAGAGGAGUAGACCACAGCCCUAAUACUUCUCAAGAGAGAGACCAAGCCAAGGACAACGGGGUGGAAGGAUGCCCAGAAGUUCUAGAAGAAGAUGCAUCUCCACAACCAUCCUUGGAGGUCGACCAAAGAGGUUCUGAUCCUUCAUCAGGAAAGAUGGAAAGGCAGAAUAAGGGAGAACCUUGUCUCCAUCUAGGUGUGGCUAUUCCACCUGAAGGAGAUGCCCUAACUGGAACGCAAGGAAGCCCAAGACUUGCCCCCUACCAUCCAAAAUCAAAUGACUGUUCAGAAGAAGCUUUAACAACCAUGACAUGGCCUGAGGUGUACGACUAUUUCUUCUCCGAUGACCUCCACGAAGUAGAAGGACCAUCAUCGCCAGAGAGAAGGUCCAGGGAGACCAUCAGCCACGGCCAUCAGUCAGAGCUACCAGCAAUGUCAGGCCCUGAGUUGUAUGAAUAUUUCUUCCAGGAUGUAGAUGAGACUGUGACUGGGGACGAGACUUGGAGCCAAGUCGGUCCUUCAGAGGCAUCCCUCAGCUCUGCCCAUCGUUUGGCUCCAUCCCUUGUCUUGGAAGAGCCGGCACCCGACACAGGCACCGAUUCCAUGGGAUUCCCAGAAGUGUACGAACACUUCUUUGCACACCCACCACAAGGCAAGAGCAGCCGGACGCCGAACAUCCUGGCCGUGCCUGCUUCAGAGUUAGGAAAGGCCUUGAGAGCUUUAACAUCCCUUAUAGGUAGGCCAGUCCGCUUUCUCACAUCCCAGCCAAGGCGGAGAGGAUCCCAGGCGGGAGUGAUGCUCGUAUCUCCAAAACUUCUGGAUGGACCCUCCCUGGCACCAGAAAACCUCGAGGUAGCUGUCUUAAAACCAGAGAGGCCUCUCCAGCUGGUCAUCACUCCCAGAGAUUUGUGCCUGGGAUUUGUGGCGUUGGCUUCUUGGGCUGUGAAAACCUCCAACUUGCAGGCUCCGGAUGCUUGGAAGAUUGUGCUGCUGGCAAACUUUGGCACCCUCUCCGCCAUCCGUUGCUUCAGGAGGCAGGUUGUCAUGGAGAAUUAUCACAGCUCUUGAGAGGCAGUUCCUGAAGGGGAUGCUUUCAAGAUCUUCUCCUGCAAAGCGUGAAAACCAAAUUUGGGCGCCUUUUGAAUUGCCGGACUUCAGAUUUACCAGUCGGGAAAGAGGUGAGAAAGAAGAUUAAACCUUCCCUAAAAAUCAUCCCUAUUGGGAUCUACCCAACUCAAGCCCCAAAUCCUUGUGUUUUUUUUUUUCUUUGUCUCCCACUUGGGAGUUUAUCUUAAACUUGCAAGGGAUGGUAAGCUAUAAAAUGAAUUCCUCCGCAGACGCAAGAGCCAAAGCAGGAAGGAUCCACGAACGAAUAAAUAAGGGGAACAAAAAGCUUGUGUUUUUUUUUUUGUAAAAAAAAAAGCAGCUAGAUUUAAGAAAAGGAAUAACUGAAAGACAAAAUCAUUCGAAAAAGGUGUUUAGGCAUUUCAGCUACAGAAAGUGAGAGAAUGUGACAUUAAGGGAGUUCAGGGAGUUCUCAACUUCCAACAGUUUGUUUAGUGACCGUUCAAAGGUACAGCAACGCUGAAAAAUAUGACUUAUGGCCAUUUUUCACCGUUACGAACUUUGCACUAUCCCAGGGUCACAUGGGAGUUGUAAAUUGAGGACUAUCUGUACUGUAAUGGGAAGCUUUUUUAACUUAAAGAGAAUUUUGCUCUUCCCAUAUUAAGCUGCUUUUUGAUGGGUUGGGAUCCGGGUUUGUUACAGACAACGAUGAACUGACUUUUGGAAGUUGGCAAGGGUGUUCGAAUAGUGGGGAGAGUUUCUAGAAAACCCCAGAAAUAUUUGCUGAUGAGCAUUAGGAAAUGACUUUGCAGGAUGCUGCAGAUAUUAUAAAGCUAUCCAAUGAGUCAUCCUGUGUAAUUUAAAAAGUUUGUCAAUGCCAUAAGCAACAAGUUGAUUGCAAACGCACACAAAUACUUGAUUUGGUUUUGUGCUUUUUCAGCCCAGCCACCUAGGGUUUAGGAGAAAAUGUUACUCAACUCAGUCUUUAGGAUGCAAAUAUAUAUAUCUAUAUCUAUAUUGGGAUCUGCCUGCUAUAAUCUGCAUGUUAUAAAGAGUUCCAGUAAACAAACUUUCUUCAAAAAAACAACAUUUUAUAUACGCUGCCCUCUGAAUGCUCAAAACACACAAUAUAUACCGUACGUUAUUUUGCUGUGAUGUUUAUAAUUAUCUCAUACAUAGAUCCGUUUAAUUUCCCCAAUGCUGGCAAAGUGAGCCCAAAAUUAAAUGGAGAUUCGUGUGACAGGUUUUUCUUUCCUAUGUCUUUUUCUCGUGGCCUCUAAACUAAGCCAGCACUUGAUCUUCAUCUGUUGUUUUGAAUGUCUUUUCCGCUCCUGUUCUCUGUGUCCCUGAUUCUCCACAAUUCCCAGAAGAGUUGAAAAUAUACUUGUGUACUGAAGAAAAAUCCCUAAUUAUUAAAGUCUUCCUGAACCCCCCAA